UUGCAUGUGCAUGUGCUUUUGAUCAAUUAACAUGAAGGGCGACGGAAGGUGCUUCAAACUCUUUCUUGCAUUAUCGAUCCUUUUCCUACAAAACGUAAAAGGAGGAGAAGUUGGCCACAGCCACAACCACAGCCACAGCCUCAAAGCUGCUAAAGUGACAGUGAGGUGCAUAGAGAGGGAAAGGCAAGCACUACUUGCAUUCAAACGUGGCCUGGUGGAUGACUUCAAUCAACUCUCAACUUGGGGUUCAGAAGCCGAAAAACAAGAUUGUUGCAGAUGGGAAGGAGUCUAUUGUAGCAACCAAACUGGCCAUGUGAUUCAACUUGAUCUUGGAUAUUCUGUCCUUGAUGAGAUGUUUCCACAUGGUGCUCUUGAAUAUUCUUUCCAAGGUAAGAUGAUUAGUCCUAAACUGAUUGAGUUGCAGCAUUUACAAUAUUUGCACCUUGCAUCCAUUGAUUUCAAUGGGAGCCAAAUUCCUGAUUUCAUUGGUUCUCUAACCAAUCUAAGAAACCUCAGUCUCUAUUACUGUAAUUUGGUUGGUCAAAUUCCAAGUUCGUUUGGAAACCUCACGCAAUUGCAACAUCUCGACCUCAGCUAUAAUUAUCAGCUUCAACCAGAAAAUCUUAAUUGGCUCCCUGCUCUUUCUUCUUUAACGUAUUUGGACCUAAGUGGAGCCAAUCUCAGUACUGUUUUGGACCUUUCAUUGACUAAUUUCAAUGGGAGCCAAUUUCCAGAUUUCAUUGGUUCUCUAACCAAUCUAAGAAACCUCAGACUCUCUUCCUGUAAUUUGGUUGGUCGAAUUCUAAGUUCGUUUGGAAACCUCAAGCAAUUGCAAAAUCUCGACCUUAGCUUUAAUCAGCUUCAACCAGAAAAUCUCAAUUGGCUCCCUACUCUUUCUUCUUUAACGGAUUUGGAUCUAAGCGGAGCCAAUCUCAGUACUGUUUUCGAUUGGCCAGAAGCAGUACUUAAUAAGCUCCCUAAACUAGUACACUUGGGAUUGGAGGAAUGUAGUCUUCCUCCUCCUCCUACUCCAAUUCUUUCCACUACUCUUUACAAAACAAAUUCUUCUACAUCUCUUGCGUCUGUUGAUCUCUUUGACAACCAUCUCACUUCUUCAAUAUUUCUUUGGUUGUCCAACUACAGUACAAGCCUUGUUCAUCUUGACCUCUCCAACAAUAAUCUAUCUGGUUUCAUUCCCGAUUUCUUUGGCAACAUGAGGUCUCUUGUGGAUCUGUAUCUCUCCAGGAAUAGUCUAACUGGUUUCAUUGCCGAUUUCACUGGAAACAUGAGCUCUCUUGCGCAUCUGGAUCUCUCCAACAAUAAUCUAACUGGUUUCAUUGCCGAUUUCACUGGAAACAUGAGCUCUCUUGUGGAUCUGGAUCUCUCCAGCAAUAGUCUAACUGGUUUCAUUCCCGAUUUCAUUGGAAACAUGAGCUCUCUUGUGGAUCUAGAUCUCUCUGACAACCAGAUUGAAGGAGCGAAUCCAAAUUCGUUUGCAAGGCUGUGUAAUUUGGGAACAUUGUGGCUUCAAAGAAAUCAUCUGAGUGGACAAUUAUCUCAACUAUUGCCUAGAUGUGCUCAAAACUCAUUAGUGGAUCUGGACCUCUCUGAGAAUGUUCUUAAGGGGUCAUUAAACAAUCUUACAAGCUUCUCAUCUUUGGUAUUCUUGAAUCUUAGUGCCAAUCAAUUAAGCGUAAAAAUACCUGAAAGUAUUGGGCAAAUGUCGCAAUUAGGGAUUAUCGAUUUCAGCAAAAACUCUUUGAAAGGGGUGGUUUCAGAAACUCAUUUCUCAAAACUCUCCAAUUUAUAUUAUUUGGAUUUAUCCUAUAACCCACUAGUUUUAAAUUUCCAUUCUGAUUGGGUUCCUCCCUUCAAGUUGGGUUAUAUAUAUUUGGCGUCCUGCAAGGUCGGUCCUCUUUUCCCAAAAUGGCUUCAAACUCAAAAUGAUUCUGUCAAGCUUGAUAUUUCAAGUGCUGGAAUUUCUGAUAUUCUUCCAAGUUGGUUUUGGAGUAAUUUUCGUAACGCAGAGAUUAUUAAUCUCUCACAGAACCUAAUCAGAGGAAUAUUUACAAAUUUGACAGUGGAGUUUGCAAAUUCCCCAGAACUACAUUUGAGUUCGAACCAAAUAGAAGGUCCAAUUCCCCCAACUCUAUCACAAGCCUCCUAUCUGGAUCUCUCCAAUAAUAAAAUUUCAGGGUCUCUUUCUUUCCUGUGCGCAAGUGUAGAUAUGAUGUUAGCGUAUCUUAAUCUUUCAAGCAACAGUUUUACUGGAGAACUUCCAGAUUGCUGGAGCCAUUUGGAGAAUCUAGUCAUGCUUGAUUUGAGUAACAACGCUUUUUCCGGAAAAAUUCCCAUGACAAUGGGCUCUUUAUUUCAAAUGCAAACUUUGAAAUUAAGAAGCAACCAAUUUGUUGGAGAAUUGCCUUCAUCUUUGAAGAACUGCACAAGUUUAGAAGUUAUUGAUCUGGGAGAUAAUAAAUUAUCAGGACCAAUACCUACAUGGUUAGGUGUGAGCUUCAAGAAUUUGGUUAUCCUUAUGUUUUCCAAUAAUCACUUCAAUGGAAGCAUGCCCUCAAAAUUAUGCCAUCUAACAUACAUUAAAAUUAUGGAUUUCUCUAUGAACAACAUCUCUGGAAGCAUACCCAAAUGCCUCAACAAUUUGACUACUCUGUCUCAAAAAGGAAAUCCAAGUCUAUCUAGCACACAUACUUAUCACAUACAUAUGGAUGAUGAAACAGUUGGUGGUAAUAAUUAUGAGGAUGAUGCAAGCUUCAUAUGGAAAGGAAGAAUGCAGACAUACAAAAGCACUUUGGGCCUUGUGAAGAGAAUUGAUCUCUCAAGCAAUAGAUUAACAGGGGAGAUUCCAUGUGAAAUCACUCAUCUUGUUGAGUUGGUUUCUUUAAACCUUUCAAGAAACCGGUUAACAGGUCAAAUAACUCCAGAGAUUGGAAACUUGCAGUCAUUGGAUUCUCUUGAUUUGUCAAGAAACCAGAUAGAUGGAAGAAUUCCAACAAGCCUUGCUCGAAUAGAUCGUCUUAGUUUCUUGGACUUGUCAUAUAACAACUUGUCUGGUAAAAUACCAACAGGCACUCAGCUCCAAAGCUUUGAUCCCCUUGAUUAUGCUGAAAAUCCUCUACUCUGUGGACCUCCACUUAAAAUGAUGUGUGCUGAUAAAAAUGAGCAAACUGGCUUGAUCAAUGAAGAGGAUAAGGAUGAGUUUAUAACAUUGGGAUUUUACAUCAGUAUGGGGAUUGGGUUUGCUGCUGGAUUUUGGGGAGUUUGUGGCACUUUGAUAUUCAACAGGCCAUGGAGAUACGCAUUUAAGUUCUUGAAUGAUUUAAAUGAUUGGCUUUAUGUGAAGAUAGCUUUGAUCAAGCGGCGACUAAAGCUAGCAUAUGCUUAGUAGAUAAGCUCGCGAUGUUGCAGCAUCUAAAUUAUGCCUCCUUUCAGUUCAAGUGUUGAAGAUUGCCAGUUCGCGCACGCACAAGUAUCUGGAGAAGAGUUUACAAGUUAAUUUGGAGUGCUUAGUAGGAAUAAAUAUGAGUUAUAUUAGUGUUAAUUAUUUAUCAGAACAAUUAAUUCGGAGUUCUCCGAUUAUUAUUAUUAU
Messenger RNA from Prunus mume (Japanese apricot), 3607 nucleotides. The record is from RefSeq and is a predicted model, not a curated record. NCBI's taxonomy places the organism in Eukaryota, Viridiplantae, Streptophyta, Magnoliopsida, Rosales, Rosaceae.